Messenger RNA from Pseudophryne corroboree (corroboree frog), 3151 nucleotides. RefSeq lists its product as uncharacterized. Bases 231 to 2147 code for a protein of 638 amino acids. Lineage: Eukaryota; Metazoa; Chordata; Amphibia; Anura; Myobatrachidae. The transcript has 4 exons. The record is from RefSeq and is a predicted model, not a curated record.
CUGUGGGCGGGAGCGGAAGUGAUCCCGCCAGUUCCUUCCUCUGGGCCGGGAGCCAUUAGCAGAGAGCGGGUGGCCGGGCGCAUGCUGCUGGUGCCGUUGUGACCCGCGAGCGCCACUGACCGGGAGAUCUCAACGCCUUGUCCCCGGGGGACUUUGAGAGAGCAGCGCCGGCUGCAGACACCGCGGGAGCGGACGAUUGUAAUGUUGAGUAUUUGAACCCAGCCGCACAUAUGUCGGAAGGAACGCUUCCCGUUCGGAGAAUAGGCACCAGGGCCGCUGUACGCCUGACGCAAGAGUCCUCCGCCAUGGCGGAUUCGGACACUUCCUCUUCAGACACGUCCCCAUCCAGCUCCCUGAACACCUCAAAUUCUCCAAAGUUAGAGCCAAAACUAGAACCCAAGCAAGAGCCCAUGGAGAUGGAGACUGAUGUUUCGAUGAGCACAGAGUCCUCGUCGCAGAACUCCGGCAUCACUACUGUCCAGGUCAAAGAUUUGGGUCUGCAGCCGCUCGGGCCGAGCCCCUUCACAGGCAGGAAGAGGAAGGCCAAUUUCUCCAAUGAAGAAACGGAGACACUGGUAAAGGACGUAGUCAAACAUUUCAGCGCUCUGUACGGGUCGGAGGCCCUGCGCACGGAGUCCACCCGUAGGAACCAACGGAGAAGCCAGCUGUGGAACCAGAUACAGACACACGUUAAUGACCUGGGUUACACACCCCGCACCAUUGAUGAUUUAAAGCACAAGUGGCGGGACCUACGUCUUGAAGUCAAGAGAAAGAUUACCCAUCGGAGAACAGCCAGCAAGGUGGCUCCGGUUCCUGGGGCCACCCCAAUUAUAGACACCAAACUCACCCCCCUGGAGGACUUGGUAGCCUCUACUAUUGGACACCACUGUACGUUGGAUGGGGAGCAGGAGGGCUUGUACAUGGAACCUGGUGUUCCCCGACAGUCCAUCUUCUUCACUUGUAGAGGACCCCCAAGCACCAUCCCAGAGAUCGGCAGUGACAGGCUGGGAUCCACAGCAAGUCCCAGACCAUCCGCCGACCUCUCCAUAGUCUCCCCGCUGGUCAGUACUUCUCCUGCCCAACUUUCCUUCGUCCACAUAUCGGAAGAUGGGGAGAACGAUGAGCAAGAAAUGGAUGUAACACACACCGUCACAAUCAAACCUUUCACCGAGACUUGGCCAGCUGUGAAAGAGGUGUGCACGCUGGUGGCCACCCAGGGCCUGCUCCCGACACAGCAGACCAUCGUACCAGCCUCAUCAGAGUUACUUGCGGUGAAGCAGGAGGUACUUCCUCCCCAGCCUGCCUUGGUUCCAACACGUUGCGAGUCCCAGAGCUCCAUCGUCUCCUCACCUGAGGGCUCACUCGCUAAUGCUACUGGGCAGACAGAAUGGAGUGUGAACGGCAGGGGAGACAACCCCACAGCCUCUGUGGUAAGCGGUGAUGGGGAAAUGGUGAAUCUGAAGUUGGAAGAUGAGGACGGAGACAGCCGAGAAGUGAGCAAAGGUUCUCCUUCACAGGAGCAAGGCAGAGGCAACUGGCAGGAGAACCAGGAUGAGUGGGAGAGGCAGUCCAGGUCUCCCCAGCCGAGCGAGACUGCACAGGAAGACUCCAUGCCAUCCUCUUCAUCCCAAGACGGGGAACCUUCUACGGGUGGAGAUCUUGCAGCAAACGGAGACUGCGCCUGUGAACCGGAUGAGCGCAGACCGGCAUGGCGGGCUAAUAUGCAUCGUCUGCUGGAGCUGGAGGAGCAGUGGGACACCUUAUACCAUCGGGAGCUCGGGAUUUGGGAGGAAGAAAGGAUCCAACAGCAGCAGCAGCGAUCUCAAGAUAGGGAGCUACAGCAGCAGCUUCUGGGAGUACUCACGGACAUUCGCGAUGAGCUGCGCCAGCUCAGACAGGAGCGGGCCACUGCCCGUCAGAACCAAGUGGCUCCCCCGGCUAAUGGCACACUCCUACUUACCAACGCUGUCCCACCAGCGCCUGUAACACCAAAGGCCAAAACUGAACCCCCCGUCGCAGUUGAGGUUGCAGUGAAAAGUACCCCUGCUGUGACAACAAGGCGCAGGGGACGGCCUCGCCUCAUCAAGCCCAGUCCAGAACCAGUCCGCCCCAUCAGGCCAGCUCCAGAGCCAUCCACAAGUAGCUGAGCUUCAUCCACUGUGCUAGUUCCUCAUUUUAUGUACUGGCAUCGUUGGUUACAAAGAGGUCAGCUGCCCCCCCCCCCCCCCCCCCCCCCCUCCCCUCCCCCUACCUGCAGCGUGGUCUGCUCAGGACGGUCUACGGCACUGGAAGGGUUAAUAACGGAAAAAACUUUUUUCUUUAUAUAUUUUUUUUAUAUUGAACAGAAUAUAGUGUCUGUCCUGUUAGAUUCUCAUUAUGUCGCUGUAAUGAAAUCUGAACACCCGGUGUAGAUAUAUGCAGUGUCUUGCCGUCUCAGGCUGUGCGGGUGUCUGGGGAACAGGAAGGAUGUUUUGUAUAGAUCUAACUGGGGCGAGUUAUAGCUAAUAUACAAAAUAUAUAUAUAUAUAGUAUUUUUUUUAUCAGUCACCCGGACACUUAGGCCUUAAAAUGAUCCUCAUCCCAAAUUAUGUCUCUGCGGAAAGGAAAGCGGUUGAAAUCCGGGUCGGCCAGACUUCCUGCGGGCCCCGUCGUCACCAAGGCUGUGCGCGGGGACUGCCAUUUAUUUUUAAAACAGGUUGUAGAGCUGCAGAUGUAGAGAAAUGAUGGUAGCGUCACUAGACAUCACUGUUUGUCUUUUAUAAAUUGUACAGAAACGCCCACCAGGUAGAAGAGGCUGAGUAGCAAAGGGUUAAUGUCAUAGUAUUUUUUUUUUUUUCCUUUUUAAUUUAAAUUUUUAUUUUAAAAAAGACCUUUCUAGUUUUCUAUGAUAUUUUUCGGGUCCCUUUAGAACGUCUGAGAACUUUGAAUCCAAAGGUCGCUCCCUUGGGGGCCCAAUUAAUCCUAAAAUCCAGGUAGUCUUCUGGAGUGAUGAAGCAUGAAAUAAGGACUGGUUUUAGCAAAUUGCUGAGAGACCCCAAUUAGGGGGUAACGGACUGGUGGAUGAGGCCGACUCUGGCUAGAACCAUCCUCUUGUUACUCAUCCAACAACUGGACCUUUUAAUCUUUUCAUGCAAUAAAGGAUUAAUUUUUA